CACUGUAGCAACGAGGAUGCCUCAAGAAAGAGCGCGCGUCUGUGCGGAGGGGAAUUUAUGGCUCAGCCCAACUCCAAUAUGGCGACGAGCAGUGACGUACACAACCUCGCGAGAGGCAGAGCGCGCGAUUUGGAGGACCCGCGCUUCCGCCUGAGGGGCGGGAUCCCCACCGAUAGUAGGAAUCCAAACUUUAAAAGGCACUCGACGUUGUUUGCAAACAGACUAAGGAAGUGGAAAAUAGUUGAAGAUGAAGGCAUUUCAGACCCUUUGCAAGCAGCUCAGGUCCAAGGCGUUUUCUGUAGAACCAGCCCACAUUGCUGGUUUUUCCACUUCCUCUUAUUCAUGUGGUCCAAAGAAGAAAAACCCCUAUGAAGAAGUGGACCAAACCAGAUACUCUGAGUUAGUAAAGUCAGUCUUGUCCUUCCGAGGUCCUGCUCAGACUCCAGAAUCGCUGCUGGAGGAGGAUGCUUUACUCUUUGGACCUGUGAGUAAGGCCAAACCCCCAAAGCAAGACAAAGCCAGAGUUCCCCGGAACUGGUUUCCUAUCUUCAAUCCAGGCCGAAGCCUAAAACCAAACACAAGUGAGCCUUCAGUUCCUUUGAAAAUCCCUCUGCAAAGGAAUAUGAUACCAAGUGUGACCCGGGUCCUGCAGCGGACCAUGACAGCAGAACAGAUUUUCUACUUGGAGAGGUGGAGACAGCGAAUGAUUCUGGAGCUGGGAGAAGAUGGCUUUGCAGAGUAUACUUCAAACAUUUUUUUGCAAGGGAAGCGCUUCCACGAGGCCCUGGAAAACAUACUCUCAGCCGAGGGGAACAUAAAAGAGGAGGAUGAAAGUCCCCUUGCCUGUGGCCACAUCAGAAGUGUGCAGCAUCUUCUGAAAGAUGUGUGUGGAGUGCGUGCUCUCGAGAGCGCCGUCCAGCACAGGGCUCUGCAGUACGUGGGGCUGCUGGACUGUGUGGCUGAGUACCGAGGCAAGCUGUGCGUGAUCGACUGGAAGACAUCAGAGAAGCCGAAGCCCUUCCUCCAGAACACAUACGAUAACCCACUGCAGGUGGUGGCGUACAUGGGUGCCCUGAACCACGAUGCCAACUACAGCUUCCAGGUGCAGUGCGGCCUGAUCGUGGUGGCCUACAAGGAUGGCUCCCCCGCACAUGCCCACUUCCUGAACGCCGAGCUCUGCUCCCACUACUGGGCCAAGUGGCUGCUGCGCCUAGAGGAGUACAAGGAAAAGGUUCGGAGCCAGGAUGGCCAGAAGCCAGGAGAAGGCCAGGACGCAGCCAGAGCAGGUGCUGCUCUCCCUGUAGGAGAAGAGGGAUCGCUGUCUCCUGCUUGCUGAGAGCCAAGUGCCACACCGGCAGAGGCAGGAGGGUUGCUCUGCUGAAAUGCACUAGUGCUGACAAAGGUCAGCCGCGGCACUGGCAACACCACCCUGACACGUCUUGACCUGACAGACGGGGAGCAAGGGAGCAGGCCCAGGCAACUCUCACCCCCCUGGACACUUCUUCAUCCUUGGCACAGCACUUGGGGCUUCAGUUAAGUCGGAAGGGGCUUAUGGGCCAAGGCCCACCCAGGGUGUGUGUGCCACCCCAUGCCUUCUUAUGGCAUGUGCAUAGACUGAGGUGCUCUUUCCCAUCAGGGAAAUAAGCUGUUUUUUGGUUUUUUCCUUUUUGGUUUUUUUGGUGAGGGGUACCAGGGAUUGAACUCAGGACCUUGCACUUUCGAGGCAGACACAGUGCCACUGAGCUAAAUCCCUGGCCCAUCUUUUUUGGUUUUUUGAGACAAAAUCUCACUGUGUAGUCCAGGCUGACCUUGAAC
Molecule: messenger RNA, 1815 nt
Organism: Heterocephalus glaber (naked mole-rat)
Lineage: Eukaryota; Metazoa; Chordata; Mammalia; Rodentia; Bathyergidae
Gene: Mgme1
Product: mitochondrial genome maintenance exonuclease 1
Biological process (GO): mitochondrial DNA replication
Cellular component (GO): mitochondrion
Molecular function (GO): single-stranded DNA exodeoxyribonuclease activity
Source: RefSeq, a predicted model, not a curated record